AAGACUGUUACCACUCAACGAAGACCGUUUAGGGUUUCAGUUUCAGUUGCUUUACCAAAUGGAGAAAACGGGUUGUUGCGACCCGUCUCCUAACCCAUCGGAUCUCUUCACCGGACGAUGCUUCAACGCCAUCCCCUGCCUCUCCGAUUCCGUUAAAAGAUCUACGUGGUGUUUGAGACUAGGUUUGGUGACCCUGCAUAUGAUCCUCCUUGGUUUUAUGUUUGUGUUUGUUGAAGAGUUUAGACAGAACUCCAAAGAACACCCUUGGUACACACUGAUCUAUAUGUUGUUGGUUGUUGCUACUUUAGUUCAGUAUUACUUUACCUCUGGAUCUUCUCCAGGGUACGUGAUUGAUGCGAUGAGUGAUUUUGCUGAGACAGAAGCCUCGUUGAGGACAUCAGAAUUCUCAAAUGCAGUUGUGACAGUAGACGGAAACCAGUCGGGGCAAAAUCUUUUAGGGAAUAACCUAACGAAUUGGACAAAUCUCGUGAUGGACAUGUACCCACCUGGAACAUCUGUUAGGGAUUACACGUGCCCGUACUGUAAUGUUGUGCAGCCUCCAAGGGCAAAGCAUUGCCAUGAUUGUAAAAAAUGUGUUCUUCAGUUUGAUCAUCAUUGUGUUUGGCUAGGAACAUGCAUCGGUCAAGGCAACCACUGUCGAUUUUGGUGGUACAUUCUUGAGCAAACUGCCGUAUGUAUAUGGAGUGGCUUUUUGUAUGUCGAAAACCUACCGGCUCAUAGUGAAAGGGCAAUGUGGGUGGAUGUGAUCAUGAUCAUUGUGAUAUCUAUAUUGUUAGUUGCAUUGAUGUUUCUUCUUCUCCUUCUGGUAUUCCAUAGCUAUCUAGUUGUGACAAAUCAAACCACCUAUGAGAUUCUGAGACGACGGAGAAUACCAUAUAUGAGAGGGAUCCCGGGAAGUGUACAUCCAUUUAGUAAAGGAGCCCGGAGAAAUUUGUACAACUUUUGCUUUGCGAGAACAAGUGUCUACGCAAUGGAACCGCUACCACGUGCACUUGAGCUAGAGCAGAUGUCGAAACCAUAUACAUGUUCUGAUGUAGUAUCGUGUAGAUGUUGCUGAAGUUCAUUAAUGUAUGUAUAUACAUACCUAAUUCCUAAUUUUCCAUACAGGAGAAGGUUGUGCUGAUGUUAGUGUCCAACCAUAUUAUUGUUCUUUUGUUACAUUGUUUUGACCUUUGUGUUUCAUUGAAGAAAAGUUAAAUCUAA
Messenger RNA from Helianthus annuus (common sunflower), 1224 nucleotides. Its product is annotated as protein S-acyltransferase 10. The record is from RefSeq and is a predicted model, not a curated record. Gene Ontology annotation, molecular function: protein-cysteine S-palmitoyltransferase activity. Gene Ontology annotation, biological process: peptidyl-L-cysteine S-palmitoylation; protein targeting to membrane. Gene Ontology annotation, cellular component: Golgi apparatus; endoplasmic reticulum. Bases 59 to 1078 code for a protein of 339 amino acids. Lineage: Eukaryota; Viridiplantae; Streptophyta; Magnoliopsida; Asterales; Asteraceae. The transcript is spliced from 11 exons.